UAUCCUAAACUCGGGCUUUGCUUUCGAGGUCUGCGUUGCAGGUUUGGGAUGUGCAAAUCUGAAGCAGAGCUACGCAAGUCGGAAUUACAUGGUACAGCUCUCCCUGGAGUGCAUCCACAUUAGAAAGUUACAGCAGUUUGAUGGUUGCAUCUUACAGAAACCUGGGAUUUGAGGAUUGGUGAGAUAAAGUACUUGACAUUCUUUACCAAAGAGCUCUAGUUCUGGAGGACGGACUAGUAGAGACUCCUAAAUUCCUCACCAAACUAUAAAUCCCCGCAUCCCAUCUGCUAAUUAAACUGUGAUAGUUGUCCAUGUAAUGUAUCACUGCGUUGCAAAUAGGACUCCACAUUUUGAGUGUUGCCGCAUUGUUACUCAACUAAGCACACAAAAUACGUACACAGAAGGGAAACAAAGCUGGACAGAAGGCAUGCUUGCAAACUCAAACCAGUUUCCUUCCCAUUUGUCUAUACUGCAAAUUCAUAGCUAUGGCACAGAGUCCUCUUGCCUGGGUCUAACGUGGAUUAAAAUCACCGUUUUGUCUCCCCACAUUGAAGAGGUUACUAAGCAAAGUCUACAACAAUGAGGAGUCAAGUAGCUUUCAAAAUGACCAAGUAGAUCACUUCUCCCGUGUGUUUCUCCAAUGUAUAAAUGCAACAGAGAGACCUUGUGAUAAUGUGUUGGUCUAUCUGGCCUCCCUACUCUACACAAGUUUCCGUUUCUGUUUUGCAUUUAAUGUGAUAAAAAGAAAAUAACCCCCGAUCAGAAAACCACUUUUCCUCUCCUUGGAAAAUCCCGUCCCCCUUCUUUGCUGCUUUUAAUAACCCACAGCCGUUGCACUAAAAGCACGGGGCUUUUCCAUUCAUUGACAGGUACUGGAUGUUGUUGUUUUGCGCCUUCAAGUCGCUGUUAUUUUGUGGUGACCCUAAAGCAAAGCUGUCACACAUUUGUUCAGAGUAUGGUUUGCCUUUGAGGCCGAGAGAGUGUGAUGUGCCCAGGGUCACCCAGUGGCUUUCCAUGGCCAAGUGGGGAUUUGAGCCCUGGUCCCCAGAGACCUUGUCCAGCACUCAAGCCACUAUACCAUGCUAUUUAUUUGACUGUCUGCUGUUAGGCGCACUCUCUCAGUUUCAGAGGAUGACAAGGGCAAACCCACCUCUGAACAAAUCUCUGCUUUUAGGGCCUUAGGGUCACCAAAGCAAAGACCCUAAAACCAAAGGCGUAAGUUGGAAACGACUCGAAGGCACAGACAGCAGGAAAGGGAUGUUGAGCCUUUUCCCAGUCCUCCUGCAAGGCCAACUGGUUUGCAAGGCAGGAUAAACUGGUGGGACUGCAACUCCCAGCAGUCCCGAUCCAGCAAAGUCAGUGGUGAGGAACGUUGGGAGUUGCAACCCAACAACAUCUGGAGGUGUGUGCGUGUGUGUUGUAUGCCAGCAAUGAGGAAUGCUGGGAGUUGCAAUAUUAACAUCGAGGGAGGUGUGUGUGAUGUGUGCAUUCAAUAGCAAUAUAGCAAGUACAUUUAUUUAGCAAUAGAGCAAGUGUAUUCAAUUAAUUUCUGAAUUAAGGUAAAUUGAGAUUUGCACAGAGGAGGUUUGCCCUUGCCUUCAUCUGAGGCUGAGAGAGUGUGACUUUUGGGCAAGUCACACUCUCAGCCUCAGAGAGGAAGCCAAUGGCAAAACCCUCUCUGAAGAAACAUGCCGAGAAAACCCCAGCAUAGGAUAGAGUUGCCUUAAAUCAGAAAUGGUUUGAAUGCACACAACAACAACAACAACAACACACUUCCAACCUAAUUUGGGGGAAAUUGGAGGGGAGAGUGGGCGUGGCCUCUGGAAGGGGCGGUGCUUGGGUGUAGCCCCGCCCUCAAAGGGGAGGGGCAAUUACAUUUUAAACAGGCCUUGCCAGGUGUGCCCACGAGGAGAAGAUUCUGCACAUCUUUGGAGUUAGCCAGGUUUUGGGGGAGCUGCUUUUCGGUGGGUGAGAAAAGAUGGUUUUAUUAACGUAUUCUAUAUGGGAAAGGCCUGGACUAAGGGAUGGAGGAGGAAAAGGAGGUUUCUUCCUUAUACAUCACCCCAGAAUCUUGAUUUUGGCGUGACUCCAGAAGCUGAGCAGGGCUGGAAAAGAGGGUUUUGAGGUGGAGGAAGGUAGGCAUCGCCCCUCCAGGUAAAAAUUCUGCUCCUGAAGGUCUAUUUGAUCCUUUGCUGGAGCUGAUAAUCCAGAUAAUGAGGUUUCUUUGUGGAUCGCAACCGUUCCUGCGCAGUCUCUUUGCGGGUCUGGCUCUUGCGUCUUUGUGUGACACCAAGGUUUUCCUCCAUAGAAAAGGGUGCAGCGUACCUGAGACGCCUCUUCACGGUCUCUCCCAAUGCCAGCCUCCAUUGUGCGAGGAGCCCCUGGACACCGGCGUGUUUAAACCGGGCACUUUGAUGGAGUUUUAUUGCCAGCCUGGCUACGCUCUGGUUGGCUUGCCUUCCCUCACCAUUUGCCAAGGAGGGGAAUGGCACACGGUGAGAGAGCUGGUGUGCAAAGCUCAUGGAACUCCACAUCCUACCAGCCUCAUCGUGGCUACCUCCGUCCCUUUCGUUGUUGCAGUUGUGUUGACCUUUGCCGCCUUGACAGUGGUGGCUACAGCUUGUGUGAUGUUGAUGACACCAACAUGUUCCAGCUGUCGUUGCACCGAGCCUGCCAAUGGGGCAUAUGAAGCCAUGGAGGACCCAGAGGACAUGGAGCACAUAGAUGGUGAGGAACCAGACAAUGGCGAGGGGCCCCUUCCCUCAUAUGAAGAAGCAGUUGGUGCUCAUCUGGAGACCUCCUUGCUACUUGCAGGUCAUCAUUCAGUCCCCCUGGACAUUGCGUCUUGCCAUGAACCCUAUGGCCCCAGCCUUGGAGGGCUCCCAUGUUUGAGAGCACCCCCUUCUUACCAAGAAGCCUUGGAGGAGACAACCCUUACGGAAGGCAGAGCCGUCCCAGAAGGCGAACCACCUGCAAGGCUUGGGACACAGCAUUCAUGCUCAGAUCUAGGGAUAGAGAACAUCUGCUAAGCAUCUCUGGUGGGACUCAAGAUGUUGCUUUCUGGUCUUCCACUUGUUCCCUGGACUAUGUGCAACAGAGAUGGGGAAAGGGACCACCUUUGGACUGCAGCCCCCAGAAUCCCCUGAAAUAAGGGUGCGUUUCUGGGAGUUGUAGUCCAAGGGAUGUUUUUCCAAUUCUGAUGCAGCAGCUGGAACUGCUGCAAGGAAGCAUCCAAGGCUCCUUAAUCGGACAUCCAUCAUCAUGUCCAGCUAGAAGCUUCUCUCCUUCUUCAGACCGAACGCUGCUAUUGGAGGGCAGGAGGGCAGGGUGGUUCGUCCACCAAUGAGGAGUGAGAACCCCCUAUUUAAAUAAAUGUCCCCCAAGGGCUUGAGCCAUUUUGUGGGAUUUCUUUUUAGUCCUUUUUUUCCCUUUAAAAAGCAUGUUUUUAUUCUAUUUUUUAAAAGAAUGUCAUUUGCUUGUCUUAUUAUCAGCUUCCUUGUGUAAUUGCUGUUGAAUGGAUUCCCUUUGCUUUUGCUGGGUUGGGAACAUGUCAGCGCAGGAAAGCAUUUAGAUUUACCUUUCCCAGGAUCCUUGCAACCAUGUGACACAAGGUGCGUCUCCACUGCAGAAAUAAUGCAGCUUGACAGCACUUUUAAGUGCUGUAGCUCCAUCCUUAGGAAUGCUGGGACUUGUAGUUUUGCAAACCCUUUAUAGCCUUCUUUGCCAAAGACUGACAUUGCCUCGCCAAACUACAAAUCCUAGGUUUCUGUAGGAUGGAGCCAGGGCAGUUAAAGUGGUGUCAAACUGCAUUAUUUCUGCAAUGUAGAUGCACCCAGACUCCAUUUAUUUGUUCCUUAGAUUCUUCUUUAAGAGCUCAACCCCAAAAUCCUGUUGUCAUAAUGAAUAUAAUAAAAAGGAUUGUUUUUAU
Sceloporus undulatus (fence lizard) is the source of this 3928-nucleotide messenger RNA. Its product is annotated as sushi domain-containing protein 4-like. NCBI's taxonomy places the organism in Eukaryota, Metazoa, Chordata, Lepidosauria, Squamata, Phrynosomatidae. The coding region runs from base 2214 to 3029 and encodes 271 amino acids. The record is from RefSeq and is a predicted model, not a curated record. The transcript is spliced from 5 exons.